Molecule: messenger RNA, 6455 nt
Organism: Chelmon rostratus (copperband butterflyfish)
Lineage: Eukaryota; Metazoa; Chordata; Actinopteri; Chaetodontiformes; Chaetodontidae
Gene: carmil1
Product: F-actin-uncapping protein LRRC16A
Exons: 38
Coding region: 296-4618 (1440 amino acids)
Biological process (GO): regulation of Arp2/3 complex-mediated actin nucleation; cell migration
Cellular component (GO): lamellipodium; plasma membrane
Molecular function (GO): protein binding
Source: RefSeq, a predicted model, not a curated record
ACUUGUGGAUCUACGCGUGACACACUGAACCCACCUGUGGUGAGUUUGCAGCCCUGCUGUCACUUCCAGCCAGCGUCACGGGCGAGUAACGCGCGCGCGCGCGUGUGUAGGCAUGUCGGAAUGGACGCGGACAGUAACAGUUAGGUACGCAGGGUGUCGACAGGUAACCAGCGUUCACUGAAGAAAAAGGGGGCUACACCUUUACCGCGAUCUGCCGCCGCCUUCUUCCCGAGUGUACCCGCUCCUCCUGUCCUCACCACCGGACUUCACUUCGGUGUUCACCUCGGCAGGAGACAUGUCGGAGGAAAAAGCGGAUAUUCCCAACGAGCUGCUCGAGAGCGUGCGGGAGGCGGUGGGUCGGAGGGUGAAGCUGACCCUGAGGCGCAAAGUCCAGCUGGAGGUCAAAGGUGACAAGGUGGAGAACAGAGUGCUGGCCUUAGCAUCACAUCGAGCCUAUCUGCUGACAGCACGCAUCCCUUCCAAGGUUGAACACUCCUUCAGCUACUUGGAUAUACAGGGAAUCAGCAGCAACAAGCCCACUCAGUUGGUGUUGGAGUAUGAGCGCGGCCCGUGGAGCCUCCGGCUGGGCUCGGUGGAGGAAGUGGACGAGGUGAUCGCUCACAUUGGCAGCUGUCUGCACCGGAUCUGCCCCGCCGGCUCACCUGUAAAGGUGAUGAGGAAGCUGAGUCUGAAGCCUGCAGAGAGGACGGCGGCCCUCCAGGCCAUCUGGGACGAGCAGGGCUCGGCUGAUCUGGGACCCUGCGGCGGUUUUUCUCAUCAGUACUGGUGUGUGUGUGAUUACCUGGGUCUGCCGUACAGAGAGGAGGUCCAAUGGGAUGUGGACACCAUCUAUCUGACCCAGGACACCAGAGAGCUCAACCUGCAGGACUUCAUCCACCUGGAGAACAGGGAUCUGGUGGCGAUCAUCGCGGCUCUAGAGCACAACCAGUGGUUCACUAAACUCUCCGCUAAAGACUACAAACUGUCGACAGAUGUGUGCGACCAGAUCCUCAGAGUGGUGGCUCGAUCCAGCCGGCUGGAGGAGCUGGUGCUGGACAACGCUGGACUGAGAAGUGAUUUUGCUCAGAAGCUGGCCGGCGCUCUGUCACACAACCCGGCCUCCACGCUACACACACUCAACUUGAGCAACAACUCACUGGAGGACAAAGGUGUUUCUGCUCUGAGUGCUCAACUCGCCAAGCUGCCCAUGGGUCUAAAGCACCUGAACCUCUCCAGGACCUCCAUGUCUCCUAAAGGCGUGAACAGCCUCUGUCAGGCUCUCUGUGCCAACCCGGCCGUCUCCUCUGCCCUCACACACCUCGACCUAUCAGGAAACUCGCUCAGAGGUGACGACCUGCAGCACCUGCACAGCUUCCUGAGUCACUCAAACUGUCUGGAGACUCUGGAUCUGUCCAACAGUGACUGCUCGCUGGAGCAGGUGUGUACAUCUCUGCUCAGAGGAUCUUUGAAACAUCUUUCUGUCCUCAACAUGUCAAAAACAGUCUUCUCUCACAGGAAGUGUAAAGAAAUCCCUUCGUCCUUCAAGCAGUUCUUCAGCUGCGCUCAGGCUCUGAGCUCCGUGAGUCUGUCAGGAACCAGACUCCCGCUGGAGGCCCUGAAAGCACUGCUGCUGGGACUCGGCUGCAACCCAAACCUCAGUGACGUGUCUCUGGAUCUCAGCUCCUGUGAGCUGCGUUCAGGAGGCUCCCAGAUUCUGGAGGGUUGCGUCGCUGAGAUUCCCAACAUCUCCAGUCUGGACAUUUCUGACAACGGUCUGGACAUGGAUCUGACCACCCUGCUGGUCUGGCUGGCCAAGAACCGCUCAAUCAGACACCUUUCCCUCGGCAAAAACUUCAAUAACAUCAAGUCCAAGAAUGUGGCUCCAGUCCUGGACAACCUGGUUCACAUGAUCCAAGAGGAGGAAUCACCGCUGACCUCGCUGUCCCUCGCUGACUCCAAGCUGAAGGCCGAUCUCUCCAUAGUCCUCAACGCUCUGGGCAGCAACUCCUCUCUGACCAAACUGGACAUCAGUGGAAAUGCCAUGGGAGACAUGGGGGCCAAGAUGCUGGCCAAAGCCCUGCAGAUCAACACCAAACUCAGGACGGUAGUGUGGGACAGAAACAACAUCAGUCCUCAGGGUCUGCAGGACAUCGCUGCUGCUUUGGAGAAGAACUACACCAUUCGUUUCAUGCCUGUUCCCAUCAUGGAUGCUGCUCAGGCACUGAAGGCGAGCCCCGAGAAGACAGAAGACGCUUUACUAAAGAUGGAGCAGUACCUGCUGAGGAACCAUGAGACUCGUAAAUACCUCCAGGAGCAGGCGUACCGGCUGCAGCAGGGAAUAGUCACCACCACCACGCAACAGAUGGUGGACAUGAUGUGUGUGAAGGUGCAGGACCACCUGAACUCUCUGAGGUUCACAGAGACCAGCCUGGUCCAGGAGGACAUGAAGGUGGCAGAGAACUUCAUGAAAGAUGCCAGGAACUCCAAGACACUGCUCCCCAACCUGUAUCACCUGAGGGGUGGGGGGUCCAGGGGUGCGUGUGUGGGAGCCAUUCAGGACAAGCUGGAGUCGAUGGCUGGCGAGGUGGCCAGAGUGAUGGACGAGCAGCUGCAGACAAUGCUGGUGUCCAUGGUGGAUGCUGCCGAGAGUCUGUGUCCUCAUGUGAUGAAGAAGAGCAGCCUUCGCCAAGAGCUGCUGAAGGCCGGAGCAGGGAGGAUGACCGUGCCUCGCAGCUUCAUCACCGCCACCCUGCUGGAGCAGUCCGGGGUCGACAUCAUCAACAAGAUCAGUGAAGUGAAGCUGAGCAUGGCGUCGUUUCUGUCUGACCGCAUCGUGGAUGAAAUCCUGGAGUCUCUGUCCAGAUCGCAGCACACUCUGGCCGACCAUCUGAUCGGGAAGACUCAGCCUCUGCUGCGUCAGGAGCCUCAGAUGGAAACUGAGGUUCUGGACGAGGUGGUCCUGCAACCAGAGAACCACAACCAGGAGCAGAAUCAAAGCCAUGACCGGGACCAGAAACAUGGGCUGGAGGAUAUGGACACCUGCAUGAUGACUGCUAAAUCCAAGAGGAAGAGUAUUCUGGUCCGGAUGCUGCGCCCCGUCUCCGUGGCGUUCGAGAUGGAGUUUGACCUGGACAAGGCUCUGGAGGAGGUUCCUAUCCAUGUUGAGGACCCACCUCUGCUUCCUCCUCCUCCACCGCAGCCAUCGGACGGAACGUCGGCCUACUGUGGAGACCUCCCCCCUCCCCCGACCCCACUGGGUGUGAAGUCUGUCUGUCUGGGCGAGCUGCCGCCCGUGGAGCACAAGACUUUGGAGCAUCGCACCAAAUUCCGGCCAAAACCCAAGAAGAGGACCAAACCCAGCCGACCGCCUCGAGACACCACCCGCAGCUUGGCACCACAAGAGGCAGAGCAGAACAGCAUCAUGGGAAAGCUGGACGAGGGUCUGGAGGACUUCUUCUCCAAAAGAGUCAUUAAACUCAGCUUCAAACUUCCCACUGCGAGAGGUCCGUCCUCCAGCACGCAGGAACCAGCAGAUAAGAAACGUGAUUCCAGGAAGAGUGGUUUCUUUAACCUUAUCAAAUCCCGGACGUCACGCUCAGAGAAAAGCCACGGAGCCGCCUCCAUCACUCCACCAAACCCUGCCUCCUCCACCACUGCUUCACCAUCUUCCUCUGUUAGUCCAGUGACUGAAGAAACAACGCAGACAAGCCCCACUCCGUCCAUUAAAAACCCCGCCCCUGUGGCAGAGCCCCAUCAGGAGCUCCACAAGGCUCAAUCCUUGGAUCACACAGAUUCUGAGGUGGAGGCUCCUCCACCCACUGCUGAGCCUGCCGAGGAUGAGAAGGAAGAGGAGAACAUGGAGAAGAAGGAGAACCCCCUCAUUCCCCGCCACAUCGGUGUUCCUGUGAUGGGCAUGGACCUGCUGGCUGAGAUGAAGGCCAGACAGGAGAGAAUGGCUGUGAGGAAGUCUGAGUCCCCGUCCAUGCUGGACAAGGUGGACGGCGACAGAGCCAAGUCGGACGUCCAUCCCGUCGUCCCAGCAGACGCCGAUGAGUCCAGACCAGAGCCGGCUCCCCGCUCAAAACCACCCAGCGUCAAUCCCAAACCGCCCCCACCCCAGGCCACCAAACCCCCGCUGGGGCCCCGCACCUCUGGGCCUCUCAGUCCCGCCAGUCCAAGCAGCCCCAGGCCGAGCAGCACCUUCGUCAUUGACGACUCUGCUGAGGCUCCUGCUGGAAACUCAUCUGCCAAAGGACCACUUCCUGCCCCUCGCCUGAAGAGGGCGCCAUCAGAGCAGGAGAGAGAGAGCACCAGCAGCAACCCUGCAGGACCCCUGUCUCCACAGGACGUUGAGUUUCCAGCAGACGGCGAUGCGUUCGAGCCACCCGGCGCUGCGGUCGAACCCGGCGCCGGCGGACGGCAGUGGUCGUCUCUGAAGAGUUCAGCCAGUCCUGCCGCUGCGAGGGAGGACGACCGAGAGCGAGCCAAGUCGCUCCCCGCCUACGUGAGUCCUCCGUCUCUGGCAGAUUCAGAUCUCAGUCCAGCUGAGGAGGAGAUCGCUGAUCUCCAGUCUGACAACAAAUCGGAGGACGAGUCCGCCGACGCUCCUUCAGUCUGAUACCGACGAGAUGUCAACAGUCUCUGCUCGACCGUCCUCGACACCAGAGGACCUGGAAGGAGGUCAACCACACACCCAGUGAAGCAGAAACAGCGGACCACGAUUUAUCUUCUUCUUCUUUACAUGUCCUGGUGAGGGGACACGCCAGAGUAUUUCCCACGUGUCCUGCUGUUAUCAGUGGAGUGUCCUGACCUCGGAUCAGUCCCAGCUGUCAAAUGGACGCCAACCGGCUCCAUUACCGUCUCUGUCAACAGCUCUAAUAGGACCAUAAAGAGCCGACCAGAUGGGCUUAUCUGGUGCAGAGACAAUCAGUCGUUGUGCCGAUAAGCUUAGUUAGUCCAAAGCACUGAGGAGUCUGACUGUCUGAGAGGUCCAGACUGAAGCCGUUUGCUUUUACUGUAUUUCUGUCCUGUAGCCGGUAAGUCAGGGACCUGCAGCAGCAGGUCAUCGACCGAUAAGAGUCUAAAAAUGAACACGUUUUUAAUCCUGCAAACACUGAAACUUGAAAUCAGACUAAACCAAAACUCAGAGCAGCUCGUAACAAAUGUCCUGCAAAGACAGAGGAAAGUGUCCAAAACCAAAGAGGCGACGCUCUCGCUGCUGCUGCCACUUCAAAUAUAUCUGGAAUAGAUCUGUUUCAUAUGUCUAAAGCUCAAAGUGACAUAAAGACUCAAACUGAAACUAUUUUUGAUGCUAAACUGAUUAGUUAAGAGCUGCUGAAGGUUUUAUUCCAUCUCAAGACAGAUUGAUGAUGAGGAAUCUCUCUCAGUUAAUUCUGCAAAGUUCGUUGGAAUCAUUGGAAUUAGAAUGAGGGUGUUUGUCCCCUUUUCACUUGUUUUAAUAGAAUCAGAUUCAAGGACUCAACAAUAGAAAUAUAACUGCGGUAUAUUUUUAUGUCGUAGAGUCGAAGCAGCAGAAUAAAAGUUCUUGGUUGAGUUAAUGUCGUGUUUACGUCACAUUAGAGCGAAUGAGGUUCACUGUCUCUGACUGUAAAUAACUUGUUCAUGUCAACAUCUAAAUCCACCGACGACAGGAAACAUUUCUGAAAGGUCUCAUAUUUCAAAGUUGGCCGAUAACAGAGACGCCUCACGUCCGCAAACGUCCGUCCUUCUGUCCUCUGAAUGGAUGUGAUGCUGUUGUGUCGAUGCGCUUUCAAUGCGAGUGGAAAACAUUGCAGUCUUUCCACAUCUGCCGUGUCCCUGAACGCAGCAGAAACCUCAGUGGGUGGAAACAGAAAGAGGGCGUUUCCCCUGUGGCUCCACCCACUGACCUUUAACUCGACCAAUGAAAUGUUUUCUGCCAAACGCUGAAACCUGCAGUCAAGCAGAAGACAUCCGGACAGAUGAACACCUGUAUCCUCUGCUGUCACAGGUCAGAAUGUCCCUGUGAGAUGAUCAGUUAUUAUAAAAACAUGUGAUUGGUAUUGAUCAUGUGGCUCAGCUGUCGACUCUGCUGCUGUAUCCUCAGCACACGGCUCCUAACAUACCGAAUCCUGUUCACUUACUGAUGUGUUAUGUAAAUGUGUACAUAUGUACUAACAUUCCUGAGUUUACGCUUGUGUUUAUAAAAUAAAUGGGGUUUAUAUCAGUAAAAUAUUGUAUAAUGAGCAGAAAAUAUGAAACGUGCUGUUGAAUCUGCAUUAUUUUCCAUUUAAGAUGCACGGUGGUGGUUUUCAUUUCACAGGGAAGUAUUUUUGUCAUUUCUUUUUAAGAAUCAGCUUUUUAAAACGUAAGUUAAAGAGUGUUUUAUUGUUCAUGUGCCAGUGGACCCACGCGCCUGGAAAUGUGAUGUUUCUGUAUUUGUAUGUUUAUACCAAUAAAUCCUGUUUUAUGGUUCA